AUGUCUACCCAAAAUGCUCCCCGUCGCACCCGUACAUCAAAUGCAACCACUUGGCCUGGCCAGAUAGUGCUUGACGCAAAGAUCAAGAGGCAUACCAAAGCGCAAAAGGCCGCCGACGACCUUGCCCUCAAGGAAGCACAGGAAGCACAGGAAGCACAGGUCCAAAAAGGGCUGGAGCGCUUGGCUGGUAUGCAAAAUGAGAUGGAGAAAGUGCAGGAAGAAUUACUCAACAAAAAGGCGAUCCCCGUUCGGCCCAAGCCAAGGGCUCGUAAGGCGACUAAACCUGUAGCAAGGAGUGGUGGUGAUCAUACUGACAACAUGUUGGAAGCUGAUGAGGCAAAUGACCUCCGGGAGGCUGUCGAGACCGUGGAGGCUGUCGAGACCAUGGAGGCCACCAAUAACAUGGAGGAUGGAACCACAGGCGCAAAUAAGAGGAAGGUAAUAAAGAAAGGUGGAAAGGCGCUGAUAAAGGAUGCUAUCAGUAACAUGCAAAAGAAGAUCAACGAACCAUCAUCAAAAUUGGAAGGUGAUAACGCCAAUAACGUGGCAUGUGUAUCUGAUGGGAAAGAUACGCCAGCACCUUUCAAUGCUACCACUCAAAAAUUCGCAUUGGGUGGCCAGGUGACCAAUUGGAUUUCAGGCGUCAAGCCUGGAAAAUCAGAACCCAUGUCCCGUGCAUCCAGCACCUCAUUUCCAACUCAAGCGCCUCCAUCAUCAAUUUUCUCACAAGGCACUGCCUCCACUGCGGCAACUUCGGAUGCACAGGUCCCAAUUCGCAAGCCUGCAGCUCCUGUUGCAGAAGCCCUCAUUGGCGACUUUGCAGAUGAUAUCGAUGAUACGUUGGAGCGCGAGGCCACUAUUGCGCAAGGCAAGGGGAAAUCGAAGGUGGCCUCGAUAUUCGAAGAUAACAUGGACUUCAACGAGCCUAAUGCUCCACCAGCGUAUGAGUCGGAUGAUGAUUCUGUGACUUCAUUCACAGAACAGGAACGGUACUCGCAGGAGCCUCGGGCUCCAUUCACACAGAUCGAAAAUCGCGGGACCCUCAAGCGAAAAGCUAGUGUGGAUGACGUCUUCGAUGACGACGAGGAGUCUAUGGUGUCUGACUGGUCCAUGGAUAUCGAAGGCCCCGAUUUUGAAGACAUGUUCGAGCCCGAGCCCGAGCCUCCAGUGGAGGUGAAGAAGGAGAAAGAUCCGCGCAAAACAUUUUCAACAUCAGUAUUGGUUGUGACUGCUGUCCCUGCCAGUGACAGCAAACCACCUGCUCCCAAAAAAAUCAAAGUCGAGGCAUCCGCUGCACGUGCCCGCGGCACCAAAUGCCAGCUCAACGUGGACACUGUGCCAGAUAACAUGAAACCUCAUAGUGCGUAUCGUAACAUUGAUUUACCUGCCACGUUGCAGGUAGAUCAACGCUGGGCAAAGAAAUAUCUUCCUACCGUUAUGUUAUGGGCCGGAAGUUAUGAAGACCUCUGGACUAUCCCAGACGACGUUCUUCUCCUUCAUGCGCAGCUAAUUUUCAAUGCAGUAUUCAAGGAGCUCAAUAUCACUAUUGUUCAUGGUGGCGUGAUUCAUUCCCUUACUGCGCAGCAAAUUUCUGAAUGGCGCAGCAACUUCGGCUCGACGGGCCUGGUCAUUAUCGUGGACUUUUUGUCACGAAACUCUGACUGCGAUUCUGUUCAACUUGCCGCCCACCUUCUCGCAGACUAUGCAUUCCUAUUCGAGGACCCUGACAAGCCAAGCCCCCUCACGACGUACCGUUCUCCUUUUGUAUUACAGCUGUUGGGUACAGCACAUCUUAACGCCAUUAGUGGGUAUGUUGACGUUCCUGACCUCGACACACACGCACUUGUGACAAGGGCCAUCAGGAUGUCGGGUGUUAUUGCCCUUUGUGCUGCAGCAAUCGAGCGUGCCCUGGGAAUGUUCGCGAACAAAAAUUUGAAAGUCAAGGAUAUAUUGGCGACCAGUUGCAGAGGUAAACUCAUCAUCAAACUACCCAAAGUCCUCAACAAGGUCACCGGGAAGAUGACCAAUGCCCCGUUUUUGUUUUCAGCAGCUCGCUGGGGCAAAGUCACUGCAUCUUUCAUCAAGUCUAUCUCGAGCAAGCCUGCUGGGUACGUAGAGACCACAGUACAGAUGGCGCGUGCUUGUACUGCCUUAAACGAUGCCAUCGAAUCACCGCAGGGCUCACUUAACGACGACGAGUCAGAGGACGAUGAGCGUGCUAUGCUUUGGGAAGACGGUGUAAAUGAGAAUAUGGGAAGACCGUUGGGCAAUAACAACCUACCAGAAACCCCAUUCAUCCCCAGGCACAAUGAGCAGCGUACACCUUCCCUGUCUAUGCACGGUGUCAAUAAUUAUAUGAACCCCCAGCCGGCCGGUACACCAUACCUUGGUCAUGGAAACUUGCACACUCCUUUCUCAUCAGGCAGUGAGCUGCGUUCUCGCUCACAGUCCUUGGCACCAGGUGGAGGCCACGACCCUGACUAUAAUCAGUUUGCACGACCUCAUCAAUCACACGGCGUGGGAACAUACCCAUACCAACGCGGUGGUUUGCUUUUCCAGGACCAAACUGGAGACAUGCAGUACUCGGGUCCACAGGGUAGAACUGCCAGUGCCAGCGAAUUGCUGCAUCUGUCUGAAAGCAUACAACAGUUUUGUAGUAAUAUUACGACCUCAAACAAUGCACUUACAGCACAAGUGCAAACACUUCAAGGCGAGAUGCAGGGUCUUAAGGGAGAGAUAGCGUAG
Messenger RNA from Suillus subalutaceus, 2745 nucleotides. RefSeq lists its product as uncharacterized. The transcript has 7 exons. Lineage: Eukaryota; Fungi; Basidiomycota; Agaricomycetes; Boletales; Suillaceae. The record is from RefSeq and is a predicted model, not a curated record. The coding region runs from base 1 to 2745 and encodes 914 amino acids.